AGAAACAAAAAAAAAUAAAUAAAUUACUCCGUAGAAUAAAAGUAAAAGUCGCCUUAGUUGACCGUUGACGAGAUUUCCCUCUUCACUGCGCCGUAAUUCAAUUAUGCAAACGGGUAAAAUCUAUAAUAAUAUGAAAUUCAAAACCAACCCAUUUCGUCAAAAUCAAAACCUGGAUCGGGUACCCCGACGAUUAUACUCGCCGGAAUUUAAGAAAGAAGAAGAGAAAAUGCUGAGCGCGGACGGAGAAAACGGCGUCGCCGCCCAUCCCAAGUUGCUACCGAAGCGCAUAAUCCUAAUUCGGCACGGCGAGAGCCAGGGGAACAAGGACGACGCCGCCUACACAGUGACCCCCGACUACAAGAUCCCGCUGACGGCGGAGGGAAUCGAGCAGGGGAAGCGGGCCGGGUGGCGGAUCCGGCGAGUUCUCUCGGGCGGCGGGGGGGACUGGAGCGUGUACUUCUACGUGUCACCGUACGAGCGGACGCGGUCGACUCUGCGGGAGAUGGGCCGGGCCUUUCCUCGGAAACGGGUCAUCGGGGUGAGGGAGGAGUGCCGGAUCCGGGAGCAGGACUUCGGGAACUUUCAGGUGACGGAGAGAAUGAAGGUGAUCAAGGAGACGAGGGAGAAGUUCGGGCGCUUCUUCUACCGGUUCCCGGAAGGCGAAUCCGCCGCCGACGUUUUCGAUCGCGUUUCAAGCUUCUUUGAAUCCCUAUGGAGGGACAUAGACAUGCAGAGGCUCCGUGCAGCAGAACAGCAGCAGCAGCACCACCCUAUGGCGGGGGACUUGAAUCUCGUAAUCGUGUCCCACGGGCUAGCGUUGCGGGUGUUCAUGAUGAAGUGGUUCAAGUGGACGGUGGAGCAGUUCGAGCGGCUCAACAACCUCGGGAACUGCGAGUUCCGGGUCAUGCAGCUCGGGAGCGGGGGCGACUACAGCCUCGCCGUGCACCACUCCGAUGAAGAGAUGCGCGCCUGGGGACUCUCCCCCGAGAUGAUCGAAGACCAGACGUGGCGGGCUUCUGCCCCCAGAGGGUCUUGGAAUGAGAAAUGUCCAUGGUACCUCGAUGCUUUUUUCCACACCCAUGCUCAAGAACAAGAAGAUGAUGAUCAAGAACAAGAUGAACAAGAUCCUUGAGAUAUUGAUGUGCGUGCAUGCAUGCAUGAUUUAAGUAACUAG
Cuscuta campestris is the source of this 1174-nucleotide messenger RNA. Lineage: Eukaryota; Viridiplantae; Streptophyta; Magnoliopsida; Solanales; Convolvulaceae. The record is from the annotation of a GenBank genome assembly.